Messenger RNA from Myxocyprinus asiaticus (Chinese sucker), 1758 nucleotides. RefSeq names its product bublin coiled coil protein (gene bbln). The transcript has 2 exons. The record is from RefSeq and is a predicted model, not a curated record. NCBI's taxonomy places the organism in Eukaryota, Metazoa, Chordata, Actinopteri, Cypriniformes, Catostomidae. Bases 259 to 555 code for a protein of 98 amino acids.
UGAUGGUCAGCUGACACUGAGCGGCUCUUAUGUCCUUUAAUCUCCUUUAACGUGCAGUCUCGUAUAUUCGGUCUUUUCUAUUGUAUAUUGUAUAUUUAGUUAUAAACAAAUAGAUUGUACGUGUGUAUAUAUAUAUACAGUAUAUAUAGAGUUGUUGUGCGGUCAUCAGGACUGUCAGCUCUAAUAGAGGAUUAUUCUGUUUAUAAUUGUUAAAUCUUUUUUCUUAAUUUGCAUAUUUAUAAAGACUCUGUUUUGAAAAUGUCUGGACCAAACGGUGAUCCCCAUAUUUCAGCGGAUGAUGGAAUAAUCGAUGAUGAAGAUGAAUUCAGUGAUGAAGAAUAUGCAGCAAUCAACUCCAUGCUAGACCAGAUCAACUCGUGUCUGGAUAAUAUAGAGGAGAGAAACGAUGUUCUGAACGGAAAACUGCACGAGCUGCUGGAGUCCAACAGACAAGUGCGGCAAGAGUUCAGAGAGCAGCUGACGGAUGGAGACACCGAGGAACAUCCUCCUCCUGAUAAAGAUCAAAUGUCCACAGAAACACUGAAUGAAGACUAGUGAGGUCUACGUGGUGUUUCAUUAUCAUUAAUGCAUUCACAUGUAAAUGACACCUGCAGUAUAUUUACAGGUCAUAAUAGGGUAGAAAAUGCUAUUUUUAUUUUUUGUUAUGACUAUAUUCCACAUUUUUGUGGAAGUAUGAGAAUUAUGUAGUGACCCAAACAAUCUUAUAUUUGAGCUUCUUCAAUGUAAACACCCUUUGUCAAGAUUUAAAGUCAAAUGUUUCCAAACUUUUCACUGGUAUAGUGUUUGUCCUUGCAUUUAUGUUGUUUGUGUGUAAACUGAUUGUUUAUGGAUGUAACAUCGUGUAAAUAAUGAAAAAGCCCUUGUAAUCAUCAAAUAUUUUAAUAGAAAUGAAAACAAGCCGAAUGCAGAAAAAUAAACAAAACCUCCAUCUGCUAUAAAACACUCGUUUUGUUCAGUUGUUGAAUUAAAGUAGGACACGAAACACAACUUUACUGUGGUAGAUUGAAUGGACUGUUGUCAUGUGGCCGUGGGUUCGAGUCGCAGUAUGAUUAGCUUGCCUUAAAUGUGUCCCGCAGUCCUUCCUCUGUCAGUGCUCAACAAAAUACAGAAAUUACAAUCUUACAACAUUAUUCCAUGACUGAAAAUCCCUUCAGCUUCAUUGAAGGUGUACAUGAGUGUUUCAACCAGCAGUGCAGUGCAGGUUUUAUUUACCAUGUCUCGCAAAAAAGAUCUCAAGUUUUAGUACUAUAGGUACUCUCACUAGAAGUGGCCGUCCAGCUAAGAUGACUGAAUGGGAACACCGCAGAAUGCUCAUGAGGUAAAAGAGAACCCUAGAGUGACAGAUAAAGACUUGAAGGAAUCAUUGGAACUGGUUAACAUCUCUGUUCAUGAGUCUACUGUACGGAAAACAUUAAACAGGUGUACAUGAGUGUUUUCAGCCAGCAUUGCAGUUUAUAAACGUGCUAUGCUCAUCUUUGCACUGAAUCACUUAUUAAUCAUAAGGCCUAAACGUCUCGACACGUUCUCGGUCUGACAAACUAGUAGUAAAUGCUUGAUACAAAGAAAUGCAACUCCACAUGAUUAAUAAAACCAAUUUACACCACUUGGACAAUGACAAACAAAUGUACACCUCAAAUGAAGUGUUAUCAUUGGUGGAAAUCAACACUGACUACAGUAUGAAAAAUGCAUGGUCUAAUCUCUGUUUUGCAUGAAGAAAAUGAAGCAUUUAUCAAAUGA